CAACCUUUGCUCAUGGCAAGCAAUGGAGACUUGGGAAGCCUUCGAUUCGCAGCCAGUGGGGGAGAUGACAGCUCUCCCCAGGUCUGUGAUGAAACUCAAGGGUAUCCAGCAUUUGAGGUGCGGCCCGAUGGAUAUGCUCACCAUGGUUAUCCGAGGAUGCAGGACAUUGAGGACAGGUUCGGCAACAGUCCCCUGGAUCGACAUAGGGCAAACUCUUGGGCCUCUUGGCACUUGACAGAUGUAGAGGAGUCGCUGGCGAUCGAACCCGAUGGCAGCCCCUCCAGUCCAUCUGCGUCACCUCUAAGAGAGGUGGAUACCGAAGAUCCUACUGACACUGCCGAUCCGACAUCGCUUGAUCCAGCGGCAAAGCGAAAGGCCCGGAAACGGCGGAACAGCGAGUUCUUCAACCGUCCCAUGUUGCUGCCGGCGCUAGGGACCAUGAUGGCCCGGCACCACUUUGCCAGUCAGGUGCCCAGGGGAACGCUCCAAGGUCGGCUGCAGGUACUGCGUGCAGGCGGCCUGGGGCUGAAACGACCCCGCUAUGGGCUCUAUGUGAUCCCGCCCCACUCUGAGGAGGUGCUGUUGAUGGCAGCAGAACGGCAGAGCCAGCUGAAGUUGGGUCCGUACUACGUGAUCUCCUCAAACGCUUUGGAUUUCGAUCGCGACUCGCCGUGCUUCUUGGGCCGGCUUUCUGGGAAUGCCACCUGCACACAAUACCUGUUGCAUGGGCAGAGGAUCGGUGGAAGUGGAACGAGUGGAACGAGUGCAACGCUGCGAGAGGAGCUCGCAGCGUUGCGCUUCAGGAAACCCACCGAUGCUCCCAGGAGGAUGCAGGUGGUGUUGCCCAAUGGAACCACCAGCUACUCUUCUCGCAGUGGUCAGGAGGGCCAGCUCUUGGCCGCUGCAGAGGGCACCAUGCCACGACAGCAGUUUGGCUACAUGGUGAACACAUCUCCGACGUGGGAUGCAGCUCGAAAGGUCUAUCGCAUGAACUUCCACAAUCGUGUCAUGCGCGCAUCCUCCAAGAACUUCCAGCUGAUCAAGGCUGACAGCAGCUUCAAAGCGGAGACGCCGGAAUUCCUGGCUAUGCAAUUCGGCCGGGUGGAUGAGACGUCCUUUUCCUUUGAUGCUUCUGGGCCAUUGAGCCCCUUACAGGCGUUUGCGAUCGCGCUCUCAGUAUUUGAUGAUCGCGUCUACGAAGCUUUGCGCAUCUACUACUGAUCCAGUCAGGAGACUCUGCAAGAGAUCAUGGAAUAUUUUCUUGAAACGCCGACAUACACACAAUGGUUUCAGAUAUUUUCUUGAAACUCUGGCAUAGACAAUUGCCUAGUUUGUGCAAUGCAAUGCCAGACUUUCUUCAGCGAAAAAACAGAUUUCGACACAUUGCGACCAACUGGUGCAAGAGAACCA
Cladocopium goreaui is the source of this 1410-nucleotide messenger RNA. NCBI's taxonomy places the organism in Eukaryota, Dinophyceae, Suessiales, Symbiodiniaceae. The record is from the annotation of a GenBank genome assembly.